AUGGUUGCCUUCCAGCACCAGACCAUCAAUUCUCCCAUCCUCAACCUCGUACGUACAAUGAAAGUACGAUCGUCAGUAAAGAAGAUCUGUGACGGGUGCUCGACUGUCAGACGUAGAGGAAAAUUGUUUGUAACCUGCAGCAAGAACAAGAAGCACAAGCAGCGUCAGGGAUAA
Molecule: messenger RNA, 174 nt
Organism: Phycomyces blakesleeanus NRRL 1555(-)
Lineage: Eukaryota; Fungi; Mucoromycota; Mucoromycetes; Mucorales; Phycomycetaceae
Exons: 1
Coding region: 1-174 (57 amino acids)
Biological process (GO): translation
Cellular component (GO): ribosome
Molecular function (GO): structural constituent of ribosome
Source: RefSeq, a predicted model, not a curated record